AUGUUGCUUCGAAUUCAAGCCGUUGUUCUGAAUAAUCGCCAGAGAAUUCUUGAGGCGUAUAUCAAUGCAGGCGUUAACCCCAAUAUUGUGUCAGCAGAACACGGAAUGGGGUCACUACUAUUUUUAGCCGCUGUAUCUAAUUAUUCUGAUAUGGUCGAAUUUCUAUUCGAGAAGGGGGCUGAACCCCGGCGAAGGCAGACGUCCCCGGCAGAAUGGUCUAUAUUGGAUGAGGUGGGAGUAUACAUCGACACGGAGAAGGCGGUAGAGGAUUGGGGGAAACGAUGUUAUCAUUCCUUGAACGCGGUGAAUGGCCUGGAUAUCCAUCACACAUUGGGAGACACAUGUUUGCUCCACUAUGCUGCUGGAAUUGACAAUCAGCAACUACACCAACCGGCCCUAGACGUAGCAAUUUCUAGUGGUAUCACGAUGAAUGUUGGGUACUUACUCGACAUGGGAAGCAAGCCAACCUUCUAUUCCCUAGAAGACGCAAUCAGAAUAUGCAAUACGGGACGCUGCGGGGAUAGAGUGAAAUGUCCAUACGGAAGUGGAGGAUGGAUAGCAUGGAAGCUUAUAUGGGUUCGUUAUGUGCAGUUGAUUGCAAUCAAGCUUGAUCUUGACAGCGUGGAGGCCGCUUCGACUAUUGAAAAGAUUUUGCGUAAUGAGUCGCAGUCUGUUCAAUGGGAAGAUACAGAGGAUGGAAGUUUAUACCUGCCUGAUUUAUUCCGGAAGAUGAGCCGGCGUAGCCAGUCGCUCUAUGCGCGCAGGCUUGAGUUCAGGAGAUAUGAAGUGAGAUUAACUGUAGCGAGAAGAAAACUUCAGGAGCUGGAGGACAACCUUGACCGGUCGAAGCCUAGUUGGUGGCAGACUUUGGAUCAAAGAGUACCCAGAGAUACGUCUGUCUGCCGCAAGAUAAUCCAGGAAAUUGAGAAAGCGAAAGGACGUGACUAUGUUGAAGAAAAAGUAAAAGGGCUUGAGGAGAUUCUGAAACUGAGGCAUGAGGCUGCCGUGGAUUUGCCAUAG
Messenger RNA from Aspergillus piperis CBS 112811, 1020 nucleotides. RefSeq lists its product as uncharacterized. The record is from RefSeq and is a predicted model, not a curated record. Bases 1 to 1020 code for a protein of 339 amino acids. The transcript is spliced from 3 exons. Lineage: Eukaryota; Fungi; Ascomycota; Eurotiomycetes; Eurotiales; Aspergillaceae.